This is a messenger RNA of Cloeon dipterum, 2360 nucleotides long. RefSeq names its product regulator of MON1-CCZ1 complex protein bulli (gene Bulli). The transcript is spliced from 12 exons. Gene Ontology annotation, cellular component: lysosomal membrane; Mon1-Ccz1 complex; late endosome membrane. NCBI's taxonomy places the organism in Eukaryota, Metazoa, Arthropoda, Insecta, Ephemeroptera, Baetidae. Gene Ontology annotation, molecular function: protein binding. Gene Ontology annotation, biological process: regulation of autophagy. The record is from RefSeq and is a predicted model, not a curated record. Bases 257 to 2287 code for a protein of 676 amino acids.
CAAACACAACAGACAGAAGAACUACAAAUAUUUAGCAAUUUAAAUGUGUGCUGGUCUUUUACACUAUGUCCUUGACUCUCUAAUACACAAAGUUUGAUAGGAACCAAUGAGAUAUUACACUGUCCCAACCUCUCAAUAGUCUUCUUUUGUUACAAAACAUAUUUAAAUCUAUCCUACUCAAAAUCAAGUGUCACGGCUCUUAGUGCGUCUUGGAAUUUUCCAACUUUUCAAUUUACGUGCUUUUCACCGUAUUGGAAUGGCUAGUGAUUAUUACUUGGAGCUUUCCAGUAAUCCCAUUAAGUUUGAAGCCGUCAGUCAGGUUACGAAUGUCUUUUUUGACGAGUCCAACAAACAGGUAUUUGCUGUGAGAUCUGGUGGAGUUACAGGGGUUGUGGUGAAAGGUCCUACGGAAGAGCUGUCAACUAGUUUCCGAAUGGAAGACAAAGGUCCAGUCAUCUCUAUCAAAUUCUCACAGGACCAGAGAGUUUUGGCAAUACAGAGAUCAAAGACGUCUGUGGAGUUCCUGAACUUCUUAAAUGGAAUUGAUUGCCUAGAGUACUCGCAAAGUUGCAAGGGAAAAAAUAAUACAAUUAUUGGAUUUAUUUGGACUAGCCCUAAUGAAAUAGUGUUUGUGACCGAUCAUGGAAUUGAACUCUUUCAAGUCAUCCCUGAAAGAAGAUCCUUGAAACCAUUGAAAAAUCUUACCAUCAGUAUCAAUUGGUUUGUUUACUGCAACAAUAGCAAGCUUUUAUUGCUCUCUUCUGGUGCCUAUGGAAACAGUAUCCAGCCACUUUUAUUCAAGAAAGGAGGAUUUCUCAAACUCAACAAAUUUGAAAUUGAGCUACCAGCAGUUCCUAAGACGCCACCCAAACUUUGUUUGCUUGAGAGGGACGUUACCCUCGCCAUGGUGUAUGGACAAGCUUGCGUCAUUGUGCUCCGACACAUUCCCCCUAGGGUAGACCGAGGACCUGGUGCAGAGGUUCUUAUCUACACUAUGGAAAAAAUGCUCACGGCUAAGAAGAGUCAUUUGUUAGCUCUUGACAAGACAGGACGGUUUGCUGUCAACGUGGUUGAUAAUCUGAUUAUUGUUCAUCACCAGGCCUCAAAGACGUCCAUGAUAUUUGAUAUCAAUUUACCUGGAGAGACAGAUGGCUAUGUAACUUUUCAUCAGCCUGUGACAAUUCCCCUGCCCAUCAAGCCAUUCACGCUCAGAGUCCCUUCAGUGCAAGUGUCAAGUGACAUGGCUGAAGUCAGCUGUGAACUAUAUUCGCCCAACUGGGUAGUGUUCCAGCCAGACAUUGUGAUUGACGCUAAACUUGGUUGCCUCUGGCGUGUAGAGCUGUGUUUGGGAAACCUCGCCACUGUUUUAGUCGACAAGUGCAGACUGGUAGACUGCUUGGUGCAAAGGGUGGCUGGCAAAUUGGUUUUGCUGAACGUCUUACGCCGCUUACUGGAUCCCUUGAUAGGAACCAACUUGGGAAUUGUGGCUGAGGUGUUUGACCACUUGAAUGAAGUCUACAGGACCUUCCUGGAGAUUGAAAUGCAGAGCCAAAUGGCCACUCCAGCUUCAACGUCCCCAUUCUCAAGGCCACCUUCUGGGCCGGUGACUACCAGUCCUCGAGCAGCAGUGGUGAUUGACCAGUCCGAUAUGUACACAAGCGUCUUUGUGCCAAUCGCUGAGAAAGCGGAAGGUGCUGCUGGAAAGUUUGUUGUGGCAGUCUUGAUCGAAUAUGUACGGUCACUUGGGGACAACAGGAUUCCUGUUCAGCAUUACCUUUAUGAAUUGUUGAUCAAUACCAUGGUUCACCGCAAAGCAUUCUUCCAACUGCAUCAGCUGUUGCAAUAUCAUGUUGUAUCAGACUCGAAGCCUCUAGCUUGUUUACUGCUGUCUCUGGAAAACAUUUAUCCUGCUGCUCACCAACUUGCCUUGGACAUGUUAAAGAGAUUAGGAACUGCUAACGAAGAAAUUGUCGAAGUCCUCUUAUCCAAAAAGCAGAUUCUUGACGCUCUUAGGUUUAUCAGAGGAAAUGGAACCGUUGAGCAAGCGUCUGCUAGAAAAUUUUUAGAAGCUGCGAGAAAUACAGGCGAUGACAAUAUUUUCUACUCGGUGUUUAAAUUUUUUGAGCAGAGAAACGAGCAACUGAGGGGAAACCCAAAUUUCACCAAAGGUGAACACUGUGAUGUUUAUGUUAAAUACUAUGAGGAAAAAUUCACCAAUGCUGGUGACAAGACCCCAACGGAUAUGCCCCCAACCGAGUCUGGUUGCUUUUAUCAGCUGGUGAAGUAGCCCUGCUGAGAGUUCCAGUUGUGAUAACUAACCAUUGCUGUAGAGAAGAAUAAAAUAGCAUUUCAAUUUACAA